This is a messenger RNA of Ilex paraguariensis (yerba mate), 2812 nucleotides long. The record is from the annotation of a GenBank genome assembly. Lineage: Eukaryota; Viridiplantae; Streptophyta; Magnoliopsida; Aquifoliales; Aquifoliaceae.
AUGGGGCUUGGCUUUUUUGGUUCUGUUCUGGUUUUAACACUGUUCUUCAGGCCUUUAGUUUCUCAACAACCCAAUACAGAUGGGUUCUUUGUCUCUGAUUUCUUGCAAAAUAUGGGUUUAAACUCUUCUACAGCUUACAACUUCUCUACCCCUGUUUGUUCAUGGCAAGGUGUAUUCUGUGAUGCCAAACAAGAAAAUGUGAUUGGGCUUUCUGCUUCCGGGUUGGGUCUGUCUGGUUUGAUUCCUGAUACCACCAUUGGAAAACUCAGAAACCUUCAAUCUUUGGAUCUAAGCAAUAACAAAAUCACUGGUUUGCCUUCUGAUUUCUGGAGUUUGGGUUCACUUAAGACCCUUAAUCUCUCAUAUAACCAAAUAUCUGGGAACCUUCCAAGCAACAUAGGCAAUUUUGGUCUACUUGAAAGCUUGGACCUUUCUUGCAACAAUUUCUCUUGGAAUAUCCCUGAAGCUUUAAGUUCUCUUGUCAGUUUGCAAGUUCUUAAAUUGAACCAGAAUGGGUAUGAAUCAAGCAUUCCAAUGGGGAUUCUGAACUGUCAUUCUUUGGUUUCCAUUGAUCUCUCAUCAAACAAUCUGGCUGGUACUCUUCCUGAUGGUUUUGGUGCUGCAUUUCCUAAGCUCAAGUCCUUGAACCUUGCCGGCAAUGAAAUUACCGGAAGGGAUUCGGACUUCUCGGGGAUGAUAUCUGUGGUGUAUCUAAACAUUUCUGGGAAUCAGUUUCAGGGUCCUGUGAUAGAUGUUUUUCAAGAGUCAUUGGAGGUGAUUGAUUUAAGCCAAAACCAGUUUCAAGGUCAUAUAUCUAAGGUAAAUUUCAGUUCCACCUUCAAUUGGUCUCAUUUAGCUUAUCUGGACUUAUCUGAAAAUCAACUUAGUGGAGAGUUUUUCAAUAACUUGAAUCAAGCCCAGAAUCUCAAACACCUCAAUCUUGCACACAAUAGAUUUUCCAAACAACAAUUCCCACAAAUCAGUAUGCUCUCUGGUUUAGAGUAUCUAAACCUUUCUGAAACUAAUCUCAUUGGUCACAUUCCCAUUGAAAUCUCACUGUUGAGCAAUUUGAGAACACUUGAUCUGUCCAAAAACCAUCUCACCAGUCAUAUUCCUCUUCUGAGUAUUAAGAACCUCCAAGAAUUUGAUGUUUCAUACAACAAUUUAAGUGGAGAGAUCCCAUUAUCACUCAUAGAAAAACUCCCUUGGAUGGAAAGGUUCAACUUCUCUUAUAACAACUUGACCCUUUGUGCUUCAGACUUCACGCCCGAAACCCUCAGAUCAGCUUUCAUUGGAUCAUCAAACAGUUGCCCAAUAGCUGCAAACCCAGGUCUAUUCAAAAGAAAAGCUUCAAAGCAUAGGGGCCUCAAGCUUGCUCUGGCUUUAACCCUAUCAAUGGUCUGUUUGCUUGCGGGGUUGCUAUUUUUAGCAUUUGGUUGUCGAAGGAAAACGAGAAUGUGGGUAGUGAAACAGAAUUCUUACAAAGAAGAACAAAAUGUUUCUGGCCCCUUUUCAUUCCAGACUGAUUCAACCACAUGGGUAGCUGAUGUUAAGCACGCAACAUCAGUCCCAGUGGUGAUUUUUGAGAAGCCAUUGUUGAAUUUCACAUUUGCAGAUCUCUUGUCUGCAACUUCGCAUUUCGAUAGGGGCACUUUGUUGGCUGAAGGGAGGUUUGGGCCUGUUUAUAGAGGAUUUCUACUAGGUGGGAUUCAUGUGGCCGUUAAGGUCUUGGUCCAUGGAUCCACCAUGACAGACCAAGAAGCUGCACGAGAGCUCGAGUAUCUUGGUCGUAUCAAACACCCUAAUCUUGUUCCAUUGACAGGAUACUGCUUGGCUGGAGAGCAAAGGAUUGCCAUUUAUGAUUAUAUGGAGAAUGGAAAUUUGCAGAAUUUGCUUCAUGAUCUGCCGCUUGGGGUUCAAACUACAGAAGAUUGGAGCACAGAUACAUGGGAAGAAGAUGACAAUAAUGGGAUUCAAAAUGUUCGGUCUGAAGGCUUGUUCACAACUUGGAGAUUUAGGCAUAAAGUUGCACUUGGUACUGCACGAGCGUUCGCAUAUCUCCACCAUGGCUGCUCACCUCCCAUUAUUCACAGAGACGUCAAAGCUAGUAGUGUUUAUCUUGAUUCAAAUUUGGAGCCAAGACUGUCUGAUUUUGGACUGGCAAAGAUUUUUGGUCAUGGCCUUGUAGAUGAGAUUGCUCGUGGAUCACCGGGGUAUGUCCCACCUGAGUUUCUUCAGCCAGAAACUGGCUCUCCAAGGGCCCCAACUCCAAAAUCUGAUGUUUAUGGAUUUGGGAUCAUUCUUUUUGAGCUCAUUACCGGGAAAAAGCCCAUUGGAGAUGAUUAUCCAGAGAAGAAAGAAGCAACUUUGGUCAGUUGGGUGAGAGGAUUAGUAAGGAAGAAUCAGGGGUCAAGAGCUAUUGAUCCAAAAAUUCACGGAACAGGACCGGAGAUCCAAAUGGAGGAGGCUUUGAAGAUUGGAUAUCUAUGCACGGCUGACCUUCCUUCAAAGCGGCCAAGUAUGCAGCAGGUAGUUGGACUUCUUAAGGAUAUUGAACCAGUUACGCAACUUUGAAGACAGUGAAGAAAACUUAGAAGAGUUUGGUUCCUUGCAAUUUUUCUGAUCCGUUCUUUACUUUGAUUUUUUGAGUCCUGUUUUGCUGCUUUGGGGGAUUGUACAGUAGUUCUUAGAUAUUUGUUUGGGCUUUGCCAUCAUUCUCUUUAACCUUACCAUUAUUGGUGGCAGAAAAGCUUAAUUUAUAAACAUGAAUUGAUCCUUGGAAGCAAUAUUCUUCAUACAUUUUUCAUUUGCC